ACGAAUUAUUCAAUGGACUGAAAUCAUGUCCGACUCAAACAGUCAGACACGCGAGGGAAACACUUCGUUCCUUAUAGAGUUUAGUUUCCCUGAGAGGCAGGUCCGUUAACCGCCGUGCACAUUUUACCGGGGGUCGGACUCGUUCAUGGCACCGGCGUCACCGGCAGCACUCCCCGUGUCCUCUCGGUGUUGUCAUAAUGUCGCUGUGGCUGAGGUCGUGUCAGCGGUGUCAGCCGACACGUGUCCCGCGUCCCGGCGGGGGGAACCGGAGGGGGGCACUGCGGCUGGACGCCGCCGGUAGGAGAAGCUGCUCCACGGCUCAGGGUCCGGUCCAGGCGGAGGUCAGGGUCCGGUUCGCCCCGAGUCCCACAGGCUUCUUGCACCUGGGAGGCCUACGCACGGCUCUCUACAACUACAUCUUUGCAAAGAAGUACGGUGGCGCGUUCAUCCUGCGGCUGGAGGACACCGAUCAGAGCAGACUCGUCCCGGGGGCGGCGGAGUCCAUCGAGGACAUGCUGGAGUGGGCCGGUAUACCUCCAGAUGAGAGUCCUCGUCGAGGGGGACCCGUGGGCCCAUAUCUGCAGUCUCAGAGGUUAGACCUGUACCGUCAGACUGCCCAGCAGCUCGUCGAGAGCGGUCACGCCUACUGCUGUUUCUGCAGCGCACAGAGACUGGAACUCCUCAAGAAAGAGGCUUUGAGGAGCGGACAGACUCCAAGGUACGACAACAGGUGUCGCCACCUCCGGGCCGACCAGGUCCACGAGAAGCUGGCUCGGGGAGCGCCGCACGUGAUCAGAUUUCGCCUGGAGGCCGGCAUCGAGCCUUUCCAGGACCUGAUUUUUGGGUGGAAUCGUCACGAGGUGGCUCAGGUGGAGGGAGACCCUGUGGUGAUCAAGGCAGACGGUUUCCCCACCUACCACCUGGCUAACAUAGUGGACGAUCAUCACAUGAGGGUCAGCCACGUUCUGCGCGGCUCCGAGUGGCUCAUCUCCACCGCCAAACAUCUUCUCAUGUACCGAGCUCUGGGGUGGAAACCACCCACCUUUGGUCACCUGCCGCUGCUGAUGAACAAAGACGGCAGUAAACUGUCCAAGAGGCAGGGCGACAUAUUCGUCCAGAGCUUCCAGAGAGACGGGGUCCUGCCGGACGCUCUGCUGGACAUCACCACCAACUGUGGGUCGGGAUUCAACACCAAUCGAAUGGGGAGGAGGAUUGAUGAGCUGAUCUCCGAGUUCAAUCCCUCAAAGAUCACAACUCACUCUGCUUUGUUAGACCUGGAAAAACUACCAGAAUUCAACAGAAUCCACCUGCAGCUGCGGAUUGAAGAUGAGGAUCAGUGCACUUUGCUGGUGAAAGAUCUGCAGGAGCGGAUCCAGCAGGUCUACGAGGAAGAGAUCCAGGACGAGGAUUAUAUCAGACGGGUGCUGCAUCUUCGUAAGGGUCACAUAUCCUCCCUGCAGGAGCUUGUAAGUCCCAACUAUUCUUACCUGUGGGUGCGUCCUUCCAUCUCCAGCCAGCAGGUGGCAGCACUCACAGCAGAAGCCCAGCACAUCGCCUCUCUAGUGCUGAAACUGAUGGAAGUGCAAGGUGAGCAGCUGACGCUGGAUCAGCUCAGUAAAGAUCUGAAGCGUUUGUCCAAACAGACCAAAGCCACAAAGUACAGAGACGUGAUGAAGCUCCUGCGUCUAGCUCUCAGCGGUCUGCAGCAAGGUCCCAGUGUGGCGGAGAUGAUGGUGUCUCUGGGGCCUGCGGAGAUCAGCCAUCGAUUCCAGAAGCUUCUGCUGCUCGAGCGGACCAGCUGAUGUGAACCUGGAAAUAAGAGUGUGUUGACACACGAUUCUUAACUGGGACACAUUUCAAAAUGAACUGCAGUCCCCACUGGGUAGUCGUACUUGAAUUAUUAUAAAUAUUUGUAAUGAUAUUUAA
This is a messenger RNA of Scophthalmus maximus (turbot), 1926 nucleotides long. It is a transcript of the gene ears2, whose product is annotated as glutamyl-tRNA synthetase 2, mitochondrial. Bases 198 to 1802 code for a protein of 534 amino acids. The transcript is spliced from 10 exons. Gene Ontology annotation, molecular function: glutamate-tRNA ligase activity; ATP binding; zinc ion binding. Gene Ontology annotation, biological process: glutamyl-tRNA aminoacylation. The record is from RefSeq and is a predicted model, not a curated record. NCBI's taxonomy places the organism in Eukaryota, Metazoa, Chordata, Actinopteri, Pleuronectiformes, Scophthalmidae.